This is a messenger RNA of Vitis vinifera (wine grape), 7315 nucleotides long. RefSeq lists its product as uncharacterized. Gene Ontology annotation, molecular function: zinc ion binding. Lineage: Eukaryota; Viridiplantae; Streptophyta; Magnoliopsida; Vitales; Vitaceae. The record is from RefSeq and is a predicted model, not a curated record. Bases 3875 to 4954 code for a protein of 359 amino acids. The transcript is spliced from 3 exons.
CACCACACUAGACAUCCGUGCACCCUCUCACCUCUCCUGCAUGUAAAGCAGAACCCUAAAGGCGGGAAAAUUUCGGAAAAUCUCCGACAGUCCUCAGAAAUUUCUUAACUCAAACACCAUGAAUGAAAGGAGGCUCUAGGCCCGUCACCCAAGUUUACCCAUUUUCUUUCUCUUAUAGGUAAAUGUUCCAACACCUAUUUAUUUAACCUUCUCACCAUCCAAACAGCCCAAUAUCGUACAUUAUCAGCUGUGGACUGGAUUCUAUUUUAAUAUAAUUUUUUUUUAAUGAUUUUGAAGGGCCCUGUAAUUUUUUAUGUUCUUUUUAGCCUUCAAUUUGUUUCGAGUUCAAAGACACCCUCGUUGUGCAUUUUGUCUUCGUGAGGAGGCUUCAUUUGCUAAAAUGUUGCCAGUUUCAGGGACUUUAAUUCCAUCAAACUUCAGGGAAAAUUUUGUAGUGAGAGCUUCAAUUCUACUGAAAAAAUGAAUGAUAAAGAUUAUCAAUUUCACUAUUUGGCUCUGCUCUUUUUGGUAGAUUUGUUGUUCCUGUGAGGUGUUUGAUUUCCUAAUUUAUGUGAUUUAUCACAGUAACAAUUUCGCCACGAUUUCGUCCUUUCAGGAACUUCAUUAAGUUUUAUGCAAUUUCGCCUGUAAUUUUAGAGACCUAAUUCUUUCUUUGGUCCCCUCUUUUUGGUGACCAUGGCUUUCUGCUUAAUAUAAAUUAUUGUAUCUAGUUAAUUGCAUAAAAAUAAUGCUGUAUCUGCUAUAGUUUGUCUACAAUACUUCUUGGCUAUAUAAAGAAUGAAGUAACCAUAUAUUCUGUGUACAAAGUACGAGUUAGAAAUUUUUUAAGACAAAGUUUUGUUGAAGUAUGUAUAACAGAACCCCAAAGCAAUUUAAUGGUUAAGAAAUAUGUUUUAAACUGCAUUGACCCAUGUGAGAUAUAAAUAUUGUUGUAUUUACUGAAUCAAGUAGAUGAAACCCGAGUUUUUGUUCAAAUUGUAGCUACAAGAAAUGAAUGAAUUUUGAAAUUUGUCCCAUGUAUAACUUUCAAGGGAUUGAUUCAUAUGUGACAUGUUACCUUAUCGAUGGACUCGAUUUUAUAUUAUUUCUUUUGGGCCUUCAUACAGAUGUAUGCUAAAAGUUGCAAUCUAUCAGGAGUUUCAUCCGGAGACAAAGUUGGCAGGCUUUGCUAUCAUUUUCCCCUGCAGAUUUGGGGUUUUGAGUGUAUGAAUCAUGGUUCUAGAUUUUUAUUGUUUGUGCUGAUAAGUGAUAAAUAUUAGUUGAUGGUUGUAUACACAUAGAUACAUAUGCAUCCGUCCAUGAUUUAUGCUACUAAAUUUUUGUUUACUCAGGGAAAAAUAAAUAAUGGCCUUAAAAAGUUUCAUUUAUUAAAUAAGUUUUUUUACUCUCUCUCUCUCUCUCAUGCAUUUGUUAUAUGUUCUCAACGGAAUUAAUAAAUUUGAUUUAAUUCCUUUAACUUCCUUCGUCAUUGCUAUUACAAGCUGGAUGAGUUUGUAUGGAGAUAGGAUGUUGCUUUGAUUUUUAGAUGUUUUGUUAUUAUAUGGAUGUAAAUGCAAUUCAUUACUUCUUUUGGCCUGGCAAAUUACUUGCUAAGGUUUCUGAAAGUUUAUUAGCAUCUUAAAAAUUGCAUUGAAGUAGAAAUAUUUUUGUGAUUGAAAUAUGUGAAACUUUUACAUAUUGAAUUGCUUUGGUACCACACUUCAUUCCCCUUCUUCAAAUAUGAAUAAUCUAGUAGAAUUGAUGCAGUUUCCUAUAAAUUUCUGUCUCUGUGUGUGUGCGCUUGUCCACAUGUGCAUGCUCUUUUACUUUAUCCCUUAUAUUAGUCAAAAAUAGGGAUACCUAGUUAAAAUAGAGCUAUGACCAAGUAGCAUUUGCAGCUCUUUCCUUCAAACCAGAUGUUCCCUAGCUCAUGAGAUGUGGUUCCAUUGUACAAGAAAUUUUAUUUAUUAGAGUGAACCAGAGCAGGAAUAUGGCUGUGUUGAAACUAGGCUGGUUUCAGAAUGACAAUUUUACUUUUGUUCUUAUCUUGUUCAAAACUUGGUUACAAUAUCCCUUUAACCACCUUUUGUUUGUAUUGAAAUGAAUAACAAUAAUGAACCUACUUCAAUUAGCAAUUUUAAGGCUUUCUUAACUAUUGUAACACUUUUGAAUUAGAAGUCAAACCGCUAUUAUACAUCUUAAGAAAACAAAAAGGUCAAACUUCCAUUUUUUUUCUCUGCUUCAAAUCAGAAUAGGCACUUUGUACUGUUUUCUCUUUCGGAUUCUUUUUUCCUUUUUAAAUUAUGAAUAAUAUUUAGUCUGCCAGAGUAGCCCAGUUGGUCAGGGCGAAUGUUGGGAGGUGUGGUCCCUGAAUCUUGCUACUGAUGAUACCUUGAUUUACUUGGUGCUGGUUGUUAGAGUGUGGUCAACACCCCAAGGUUUGGGUCCCCAUGGAGAGUCUUAAGGGCUUGGCCAUAGAAGGUUCCUCAGUUAUCGAAAAAAAAACAAAAUUAUAAAUAAUAUUUACUUAUGAUUUAUGCUACUCUUAAAUUCUAUGCUAUCUCUUUGCUUUCAUUUCCAAUUGAUUUUCGUACCGUCUUACCUCAAUUCUAGGGAACUUUAGUUCCUAAAAAGGCACAAGGUAUAAAUUAUGGGGUGUAGUGUUAUCAUAUAUUAGACUUUUUGGGAUGUUGUGUUGUUUUAAACCUUCUUAUAUACAUGAUUUGAACUUAGUUUUCACCGUUGGAACCAAAAUUAAGUGUAGUUUUUACCUUGAAGGCUUGAACAAGUAUAGCACAUACUAAUGGAUUGGUUGCAUUAUUUUAUAGUAGGUAAAUGGAAAGUAAUAUCAAUAUAUUGCUAUCUUUAUUUUGGAGGGGAGAUCAUAAAGGCUGACAAUGGGUCCAUCAAUUAUAAAGGUGGAUGUACUAAUGGCAUAUGUAUUAAUCAAGGAAUCUCACAUGCUGAAUUUGUUUUUAAAGCAAGUAAGAAAGUCCAAAUUGACCCAUCUAGUCUGUCAUUUAAGUGCACCUUGAAGUUUGAUAAAUCUUUACUCCAGCCAUUGGAUGAUGAUGAUGACAUAUAUAGCAUGGUCCUCUUCAAUGACGGUUUCUCAAGAGUCUAUGCAUUUGAAGCUCAUAAUGGAGGAGUAAAGCAAGGAGUAAUAGAUGAACAAAGCACUUUUGUUAAUGUGGACAACAAUCAUUUUUCAUCGCCAUCAUCAUCAUCUCAAGGUGUAAAUGAUGAUAACAUCAUUCAGAGACAUGAAGUUGCAUCAAGAUGCAUAGAGUUAGAAGCAAUUCCUCCAGUUUCAAGUACUCUUGGAAAGGCUAUAUCAGGUAGUGGGAAAUUUUUACAAAUGCUGAUGAAUUCCGGAAUGCACUAUACCUUACCUCCUUAGCUGGACGAUUCAACUACAAGUUCAAGAGGAAUUCUUUAAAGCACAUGACUGCAUGUUGCACAGCUGGUGGAUGUCCUUGGAAGAUAACUGCUCGUGGUGUUGGGGCUACCAAAAUUGUGAGAGUGCACACAUUUGAAAACUAACAUAAUCAUUCUGCACAGGAGGAGUCUUCAUCAGUGCCUGCAUUACGACCAAAUAAAGCGGCUCUUCUAAUUGAUGAUAUGAUAAGGGCUAACCCUGAUUACCUGCCCCGUCAAAUCUGUGAAGAUUUUGAAAGGCAGCAUGGAGUGAAAUUGACCUACAAUCAAGCUUGGAAAUGUAAAGAGAAGGCGAAGGAGAGAAUAUUUGGUCUUCUACACAAUUCAUAUAAGUUGCUGCCCUGGUUAUGUAAGCAGUUAAUGGAAACUAAUUCUGGGACAAUUGCUGAAUGGACUUCCUCAGACGAAGGUAAUUUCAUGCAAUUGUUCAUUGCACAUGGAUUUUGUGCAUGGGUUUUUAAUGGGAUGCCGACCUAUCAUAUCCAUUAACUCAUCCAACUUGAGUGGGCCACACAAAGGUGCUUUGUUUUCAGCCUUGGCAUAUGAUGCUGAUGAUGACAUGUUUCCAUUAGCAUAUGCCAUUGUGAGUUCGGAAAAUUAUUAUAACUGGUUUUGGUUCUUACAGAGGCUAAAGCAGUUAGUUGGUGAAAUGGAGGUGGUCAUCAUUUCUGGAAGGCAUCAUGCGAUUAUUCGUAGUGUUGCAGAGGUUUUUGGAGUUGAAAACCAUGCAUAUUGUUAUUGUCAUCUAAAGGAGGACUUUAGCCACCAGUUGAUGAUGGGAAGGGAAGGUAAAGAUAACGCUCUUAAACUACUUGAUGCUGUUGCAUAUGCAAGGUUAGAAAUUGGUUACAACAGUGCAAUGGAGAACUUAAGGAGAUUUGAUGCUAACUUGGCCAAAUGGGUUGAAGAUAACAAUCCUGAACACUGGGCGAUGUCAAAGUUCCCUAAAAAGCGUUGGGACAAAAUGAAUACUAAUAUCUUUGGGUCAUUUAGUGCUUGGGUCAAAGAAGAACAACAUCACACAAUAUUUAGUUUCAUUGAGAAGCACAUGGAUAUGCUAGCCUCUUUGUUAGUUGAGCAUAAAACCACAAUGCAGAGUUGGGAAAGAUCCAUUGGCCCAAAAACUGAGGAUAAACUCUUGCAUAACAUUGCCAAAAGCGAAACAUUUUCAGAUGGGAAGGCAAAGAUAAGUGUUGACUUGAGGCAGCAUACUUGCACUUGUUUGGCUUGGCAGAUGUCGGGCAUCCCAUGUGAGCAUGCAUGCGCAAUGAUACAGAAGAUGAACCAAGAUAUUUAUGAAUUUGUUGAUGAUUGGUAUCAUUUGUUCAAGCAGGAAAUGGUUUAUUCUGGCACUUUGCAUCCACUUGAGUUUCAGAAUCUGCCAACAGUUCAUUCAAAUGGAAAUGUGCAUGAUCCAAAUGGUUAUGUGCAUGUUUCUCUUGAUCCUCCUGUUACAAAACGUUGUCUUGGAAGACCUCGACGGCAACGAAUCAGGCCAAAUUUAGAGAACAGAUAAUUGUACAUUGCUCUCAUUGCAACGGGGCCAGUCGGAAUUGUGCUACCUGCAAUGAUCCAAAUAUCUGAUCUAAAUCUUUGUAUGAUUUGAUGUCCAGCUAUUGCAGACAUUUGAUCUAACCUUUUUUACAUAUUGUAUUUGGUUUUCCAAAAUUCUAUCUGGGUGUUAUUUGUAACUGAGUGUGUUAUGACCUUUUCAUAUUGUUAAGUUGCUCCUGAUUCUUAAUGCUCAAAUUGAUCAAAGAAUUAUGAAAUUGAUCUAUUAGUUGUUCUUCAAUAUGUUUGUCAUGGAAGUUUGAACUGGUUUUUAUUACUCUUUCCCCUAGUUUUGUUUGGGCAGAAAUUUUAAUUUUACCAUUCCGUUUUCAGUAGUUACACUCUAAGGUAUGCAUAGUUGUUGAAGCUGGUGUUUGAUUGAAUGAAUUAUUCCAUGUUUGUGACAAUGGUUAGAUUCUUUACACUAACAGCUCCAAAUUUUGUGCCUUAAAAAUUCAUCUUAUGGAAUUCUUUUUACAGUUUCACAUUUUUUCAUAGGCAUGGCCUGGACGAGAGAUUGAGAUGAUGGUGGCUCUUCCUGAGGGAACAGAGACAUGAGUAAUUUUGAAGGCAAGAGUGUCCUCUUUCUGAGGAAACCGAGUUCCAUAAAAGAAACAGAAUCCAGAGUUGAACAAGUCCAAGAUAGUUGGACGCUUGGAGCAGAAGACAUCUAAUUCAUCUGAAUCUUUCUGUCUAUUUUUAAUAUUCUCCAAAAGAGAAGACUAAAAAAAAUAUAUCUUAUUUUAUAGGUUGAGUAUCAAGCCAAGUACAAACUGCUUUAUGUGUGUAUGGUGAAAUUAAAACCAUCUUUUUGACUCAUUUUGGAGCCCCCUUCCCAUUGUUUGUGCAGGAAAUUUUGUAGAAUAUUUUGCCUUUUUCCUUGUUUAAAAAUACAUAUGGUUUGUCAAAAAAAUGUUACCUUGGGAUUUGUGUGGUUUAAAUUUCAUACUCUAGCUGUUUUAUCUCUCCAAGUGGUAUGUCCCCAGGUAGGUGUUCCCUUGUAAACAAUGUGUGAGUUUAUUAGUGCAAUCUUUACUGUCAUGACUGAUCAAUGACUGCUAGAAAUAUUGCUUUCGUUAACAGUGUCAACUAUCAUGAAUUCAGUCUUAACUCUUUAUCAGACCAUGAUUUUUUGUAGUUCUGCCUAUUCAACAAGUAAGCCCCAUCCUUUUAGGCACGUGAUCUGGACAUUUCAAGCAUUGAUUGUAUGCUCUUUACUACUAUAGGGAUACCUUGUCCAUGCUAAAUAUUCAUGAUGUAUGUGCUAGCUCUCAUUGACAAUCUUGAAACAAAGAACAUGUGCAGGUGUCCAUUAAAAGGUCCAUCCAUUAGUAUGGAGCCCCAUAAAAAUCACUGAAGAUAAUCCUAUUUUUGCACAAACCUUCUCCUUGCUUCAACCCCACAAGUAAAUAUUAGCAAAUAACCAAACUCUAAGUCACAAAUUUAAAACAAGGUCCCUGUGUGAUAAUCACAAACCAUCUACCCCUCAGAACAAGCCCAGGACACAUCACUUUCAUUCACUCACCAUGUUUUAUAAUUGAGAAGAUGUAAGCAUUAAAAUUCCUGGUUCCUGACUCUGUUUUCUCAAUGGAACAUGCCAAUGUCAACCAGAACCAAGUCCAGAAGGUGUUUGACUAGUAGCUAAAACCAGUGGAGAUGUAGAAUCAGUUAUUUUAUUUUCCAUAUUUGUUUUUUGUUUGUUUUUUGUUAUUUUAUUGAUCACAAAAAGUGUUUGAACAGUAACUGUUAAGAACAUGAAAGAUUGAUUUGUUGUUUUUGGGUUUUUGUAUUGCUUUCAACUAAGAAGUCUAGAAGUAAACGUUUUCUAUUAUUUAGGAAUAUGUCCCAGAAUAAUUUUAUUUCAGUUAAUUUUGUUAUUGUGUCGAAAAUAAGUUGUAACCAUCUGAGUAUAGUAAUAUUUAUGGGAUUAGUGUUUGGAGGGGGAGUUGAAGUUUGAACCCUUUUCCUUAUAUCAUUGUUAUCAUCAUCAUUAUUGUUUAUCUUUGCUGCCAGUAGAGUUACAUAUUACAAAUUCACAGCUAAAUAAGACAGUCUAUGCAGAUGCAUCUCCAGGAGCACUUCGGCUCCCAUCCCUGCACCAAAUCUCAGCCCAAGCAAGCUGCCUGGAUGUGGUGGUGAAGUUUAGGUCAAACAAGAUUCCAGGUUCUUAAUUGAAACUUAGAAGUGGGUACUAAUUUGUAUGCUUUAGAAUUGUUACUAUAGGCCAUUAGCCAUCAAAUCUGUUUGAACAUUUUCUUCUUCAAUUGUGAACAGAAUGCAUUUUGGCAUGAUUUUUAGGAAAUGGAAUUGGCCUUUGGAAAUUCAA